This is a messenger RNA of Alligator mississippiensis (American alligator), 5394 nucleotides long. RefSeq names its product mannosidase alpha class 2A member 2 (gene MAN2A2). The transcript has 22 exons. Gene Ontology annotation, biological process: mannose metabolic process; protein deglycosylation; N-glycan processing. Lineage: Eukaryota; Metazoa; Chordata; Crocodylia; Alligatoridae. The record is from RefSeq and is a predicted model, not a curated record. Gene Ontology annotation, cellular component: Golgi membrane. Gene Ontology annotation, molecular function: carbohydrate binding; alpha-mannosidase activity. Bases 1382 to 4867 code for a protein of 1161 amino acids.
AGCGGUGCCCAGGGACUGAGGGUGCAGGUCCAUUGGUGCCAGGGGUGCAGGUCCAGCAGUGCGGAGGCUGGGGGUGAUGGUCCAGUGGUGCUGGGGGCUGGGGUGCAGAUCCAGUGGUACCCAGGGGCCCAGGGUGCGGGUCUAGUGGUGCUGGGAGUCAGGGGCAUGGGUUCAGCGGUGCCAGGGGCUGGGACUUGGGGGCAGAGGCACAGGGACGUGGGGUGUGCAGUGGCAUCUCUGGGGCAGGGCUUGCACCCGGGUCCAGGUGACAGGAUCUGGCCCGUGGCUGCAGCCCAGUGCGGGGCUCAAGCUGCUUUUGGUCCUGUCCGGGGGGCAGCAUCAGGCGGUGCUCUUGGGGCCUCGGCCACUCACCCACCCUGCGCGCCGCUGGCCUGGUGCAGGCUGGAGCGAUUUGCGCUCUGCUCCUGCAGCUCCUCCUACACUGGCACCGGCUCAGGCUUCACGGGCUAAAAAUACCGCGCGGGCUGGCCUCAGCAGACACGGGAUUAGGCUGGCUGGGGCAGGGCUGUGCGGACAUGCCUCGAUGGGGCACCGGCUGCAGCGCCCACCUGCUGCAGAUGGGGGGUCCCGUGGGCGUCCGGCUGUGCCGCCUCGCCGUGCCCGUGGCUUCCAGCCAGGCAAGUCCGUGUCAGGAUGGUCAUGUGGGCAGGGUGGCGCCAGGCCGCAUGGGAGGGGCCGUGGCACAGGGGUGCAUUAUGCCACGACUGGGGCUAGAGCACGGUGGCUGCUGGUGGGCGCUGUGACUGCUGGCUGGGGCUGUCACCCGCUGGGGUGUGACACAGGCUGGGCACUGGGCAAAGCACAUGCCUGGUGGGGAGUCUGGGCACAGGGCAUUCACCCACUCUGGCCGCUGAAUCGUGCCAGCAGAGACAGGGUGGCUCCAUGUCGGUCUGGGGUGUUGGCACCACUUCUUUGGGGCCAGGCACCAACCAGGCAGCUGCGUCCGCUCCUGGGUCAGAGGCUAUUUAUAGCUGAGUGCGUCUGAGCCGCGGUGUCUUGGCCUGUGAAGGGUCCUUGAUGGCCUGCCAGAGCAUCCUGGGCCAAGGGUGCUGGAGCAGCGAGGCCUGGCAGGGAGGUGGGCAACGGGGGCCCAGGCUGCCCGAGGGUCUUGCCGGGUUCUGCUGUGGGGCUGGGCUGCUCCAUCCUGCUGCUCCCACAGCCUUCAUCCUCCUCUAUGGGCCGGCGGCCGUGACCUGAUUAUUCCCCAGCUCGAGCCCGGCAGCAGGGCAGGUCGGAGGGGCCAGGGCCCUGCUCCCAGCUGACGGGGCUGGGCAGGGGCUGCUGUAGGACAAGUGAAGGGUCUGGCUGGGGUGGGGGGCCACAGCUGCCCGAUGCCUGACCUGGCGCUGCCCCCUGGCCCAUGGCAGGUCGGUCCCUGUGGCUCCCCGGCAUGAAGCUGAAGAAGCAGGUGACGGUGUGCGGCGCCGCCAUCUUCUGCGUGGCCGUCUUCUCGCUCUACCUGAUGCUGGACCGCGUGCAGCACGACCCUGCCCGGCACCAGCAUGGGGGCAACUUCCCCAGGAGCCAGAUCUCAGUGCUGCAGAACCGCAUCGAGCAGCUGGAGCAGCUGCUGGAGGAGAACCAUGAGAUCAUCAGCCACAUCAAGGACUCGGUGCUGGAGCUGACGGCCCACGCAGAGGGGCCGCCGCUGCUGCUGCCCUACCACACGCCCAACGGCUCCUGGGUGCUGCCCCCCGAGGCGCGGCCCAGCUUCUUCUCCAUCUCCCCGCAGGACUGCCAGUUUGCCCUGGGCAGCAAGGGCCACAAGACGGAGCUGCAGAUGCUGGCCGUGUACUCGCUCCUGCCCUUCGACAACCAGGACGGCGGGGUGUGGAAGCAGGGCUUCGACAUCACCUACGAGCCCCACGAGUGGGACGACGAGCCCCUGCAGGUCUUUGUGGUCCCGCACUCCCACAAUGACCCAGGCUGGAUCAAGACCUUCGACAAGUACUACUAUGACCAGACACAGCACAUCCUGAACAGCAUGGUGCUGAAGAUGCAGGAGGACCCGCGCCGCCGCUUCAUCUGGUCCGAGAUCUCCUUCUUCUCCAAGUGGUGGGAUAACAUCAGCUCCCAGAAGCGGGCCGCUGUGCGCAGGCUGGUCGGGAAUGGGCAGCUGGAGAUGGUGACGGGCGGCUGGGUGAUGCCCGACGAGGCCAAUUCCCACUACUUUGCCAUGAUCGACCAGCUCAUCGAGGGGCACCAGUGGCUGGAGAAGAACAUCGGUGUGACCCCACGGUCUGGUUGGGCAGUGGACCCCUUUGGGCACAGCCCCACCAUGCCCUACCUGCUGAAGCGCGCCAACCUGACCAGCAUGCUCAUCCAGCGCGUGCACUACGCCAUCAAGAAGCACUUCGCCGCCACCCAGAACCUGGAGUUCAUGUGGAGACAGACCUGGGAUCCGGACUCCAGCACCGACAUCUUCUGCCACAUGAUGCCCUUCUACAGCUAUGACGUGCCCCACACCUGCGGCCCCGACCCCAAGAUCUGCUGCCAGUUCGAUUUCAAGCGCCUGCCUGGUGGGAGGAUCAACUGCCCCUGGAAGGUGCCGCCCAGAGCCAUCACCGACGCCAACGUGGCCGAGAGGGCACAGCUGCUGCUGGACCAGUACCGCAAGAAGUCCAAGCUGUACCGCAGCAAGGUGCUGCUGGUGCCGCUGGGCGACGACUUCCGCUACGACAAGCCCCAGGAGUGGGACGCCCAGUUCCUCAACUACCAGCGCCUCUUCGACUUUCUCAACGCCCGCCCUGGCCUCCACGUGCAGGCGCAGUUCGGGACCCUCUCCGAUUACUUCGACGCCCUCUACAAACGGACGGGCAUUGUGCCCGGGAUGCGGCCGCCCGGGUUCCCGGUGCUGAGCGGCGACUUCUUCUCCUAUGCGGACCGCGAGGAUCACUACUGGACCGGCUACUACACCUCCCGGCCCUUCUACAAGAGCUUGGACCGUGUGCUAGAGUCCCACCUCCGGGGGGCUGAGAUCCUGUACAGCCUGGCGCUGAGCCAUGCGCGGCAUGCUGGCAUGGACAGCCGGUACCCGCUGUCGGACUACGCCCUGCUGACCGAUGCCCGCCGCAACCUGGGCCUCUUCCAGCACCAUGACGCCAUCACCGGCACUGCCAAGGAGGCCGUCGUGGUGGACUACGGGGUCCGGCUGCUCCACUCCCUGAUGAACCUGAAGCGCAUCAUCAUCAAUGCUGCCCACUACCUGGUGCUGGGGGACAAGGAUGCCUACCACUACGACCCUGCCGCCCCCUUCCUCGGCACGGACGAGACGCGGCUCAACCAGGACUCGCUCCCGGAGAAAACCAUCAUCAAGGUGGAUGAGGUGCCCAGGUUCGUGGUCGUGUUCAACCCGCUGGAGCAGGAGCGGCUGGGCGUGGUGUCGCUGCUCGUGGACGCGCCGCGCGUGCGGGUGCUGACGGAGGAUGGGCAGCCCCUGGCCAUGCAGCUCAGCGCCCACUGGACCUCCGCCACCGACAUGAUGCCCAACGUCUACGAGGUGUCGGUGCCAGCCCGGGUGCCAGCGCUGGGCCUGGCCGUGCUGCAGCUGAGCCGUGCCUUUGAGGGCCAUGCCACACUGACGGCCUCCACCCACCUGCACCUGCACGGCCGUGACCUGCCUGUGCGCAGGCACGAUGCCCUGCCUCUGCGCGUGCUGCCCAUCGCCGCCAGCGACUUCUGCCUUGAGACCCAGCACCUGCGCGCCUGCUUCGCUGGCCCCACCGGCCUCCUCCAGAGCGUGCGGCGGGCGGGCGAGGAGCAGGACCAGCGACUGAGCAGCGAGUUCUUCAUCUACGGCACCCGGACCUCCAAGGACAAGAGCGGGGCCUACCUCUUCCUGCCCGACGGCGAGGCCAAGCCCUAUGCCCCCAAGGACCCCCCCAUAGUGCGCGUGACCGAGGGACCCUUCUUCUCGGAGGUGGCGAGCUACUACCAGCACGUGCAGCAGGUGGUGCGGCUCUACAACGUGCCAGGGGUGGAGGGGCUGUCCCUGGAGGUGUCCUGCCUGGUGGACAUCCGCGACCACGUCAACAAGGAGCUGGCGCUGCGCUUCAGCACUGACAUCGAGAGCGAGGACACCUUCUUCACCGACCUCAAUGGCUUCCAGAUCCAGCCGCGCCGCUACCUGAAGAAGCUGCCGCUCCAAGCCAACUUCUACCCCAUGCCGGUCAUGGCCUACAUCCAGGACAAGCGGAGCCGCCUGACGCUGCACACAGCCCAGGCGCUGGGGGUGUCCAGCCUGAGCAGCGGCCAGCUGGAGGUGAUCUUGGACCGGCGGCUUGUGCAGGACGACAACCGCGGGCUGGGCCAGGGGCUGAAGGACAACAAACGGACGUGGAGCCGCUUCCGGCUCCUGCUGGAGCGCCGCACCACGGCCAACAAGGUGCAGGACAGCCGCCCCACCAGCUUCCCCUCGCUGCUGAGCCAUGCCACCUCCAUGCACCUCAACGCCGAGGUCCUGGUGAUGCCUGUGGCCCAGGAGAAGACGGCGCUGCCUGCCCUGCGCUCCUUCCUGCCCCUGGCCGGCACGGUGCCCUGCGACUUCCACAUCCUCAACCUCCGCACGCUGCAGGCCGAGGACGACUCGCUGCCCUCAGCUGAGGCCGCCCUGAUCCUGCACCGCAAGGGCUUCGACUGUGGGCUGGAGGCCAAGAACCUGGGCUUCAACUGCACCACCAGCCAGGGCAAGCUGGUGCUGGGGAGCCUGUUCCAGGGGCUGGAGCUGGGCUCUCUCCAGCCCACCUCACUGACACUGAUGUACCCGCUGGGCACCGCCUCCGCCAACAACACUGUGAUCCACCUGGAGCCCAUGGAAAUCGCCACCUUCCGCCUCCGCUUCGGAUAGGCCCUGCCACGGAGCGCGAGCGGCCCCGGGCACGGCAGGGCCCCGCUGGGGGCACGGGUGACUCCCGGGCAGCAGGAGAUCUGGCCGGGCUGCCGCACGAGGGCAGCUGGACUCGUAGACCCGUGGCUGCUGUUUGUGACUCUGCGCCCCAGCUCAUCCGGAAGGGGCAGAGGCACGGCUGUGCCGGGCGGGACCGGCAGGCAUCGCUGUCCAGCGGCUGCCUGCGCCUGGGUGCGACGGAUGGACCCCGUGCUUGGACUGGGGCAGGCACGGUGGCUCCCGGGGCAGGAGCGCAGCGGUGGCAGGACCCUGCUGCCCCAGCAGGGAGGUGUGACGUGUCUCCGGCACCUCCCAGCCCCAGGAGCAGAUGCUGGAGCCUGCUGGGCUGGGGCGAGGCCCGGACUCUGCCCCCCAGCGUGGUGCAGCGCUGCCCCCGGGGCAGGACGGGCUGCCAGCUGGGGCGGUGAUGGACUGCACGGGGCAGAGACUGAGUUGGCCGAGCACAUCAUGAGCUUCUAGGAAACAAG